AGUCGAGCCAGAGAGGGGGAGAGAGGGAGGCAGGCUACGGUUAUUUCUCUCAGGCUCCGGCCGAGCCUGUGUGGUCUCUCUACACUGUUGCUAAGGAAAUGGAUGUGUUGAAUGGAUCCGCGGUCCGGGCUCAGUCGUCCUCCUCGCCCCCUCAGCAGCCUGCCGUCUCUCACCGUGUGAUUGUGUGUGUUUACAGGAAUCACUGCGAACAACGUCAGCGGCAGCUCUGCACCAGCCGGGUCCAGUGGCGCCGCGGCUGAGGAGCUGAGGAACUGGGGGUUUGACUGGCAGCUGGUACGACACCGAGGGAGGGGAGAGAGGCGGCUGGGCAGCGGGGUCGACGAGCGUGGCUGGCGCUGGGUGAAUGCUGCCUGGAGAGGACAACGGCUGAGGCGGCAGCAGCAGCAUCGACUUGAGAAGGAGCAUGGCAUCCACGGGCAUGCAGAUAUUUGGAUUUGUGCUGGCACUAUUGGGCAUCAUGGGUGCCAUGGUGGCCACUCUGCUGCCCAACUGGAAGGUCAGUGCAGAUGUGGGCUCCAACAUCAUCACAGCAAUCUCCCAGAUGCAGGGAUUGUGGAUGGACUGCACAUGGUACAGCACAGGCAUGUUCAGCUGCACACUGAAGUAUUCAGUGCUUUCAUUACCCGCGUACUUGCAGACUGCUCGCACCACCAUGGUGCUGUGCUGCGUACUGGCUGCCAUGGGCCUCUGUCUUGCAUCCCUGGGACUAAAGUGCACACGCUGGGGAGGUGGACGGCGCUCUAAGCGGCAUGCUGCGAUUGCUAGUGGUGGCUGCUUUGUCGCUGCAGGCUUUCUGUGUCUGGUGCCUGCUUCUUGGUUUACCAACGAGGUCAUCACCAACUUCCUGGACUCCAGCGUGCCCGAGAGCAAUAAGUUCGAGCCUGGGGGUGCAGUGUACGUGGCCUUUGUUUCAGCAGGUUUCCUCUUUGUAGGAGGGUCCAUCUUCUGUAUGUCCUGCUCGGGGAAGAGGCAUGGCCCCCAGGACCUGGUCCUGCUCCCUCCCCCAGACAAAUUGCUGCUCCAGCAGCAGCAGCAACAGCUGCUUCAGCAGCAGCAGGAGCUCCAGCACCAGUACUGCUCUCUCUCCCCAUUAGACAAUAAGACUGGCUAUAGCCUGCAGGACUAUGUGUAAUAAAACAGCUCUGUGUACGCUACGGCUAAAGGAAGACGAGCCUGAGGGGAAACCAUCACAGCUUAUCCUACACACUAGGCUCUACUCCAGAUGGAGGUGGAGGAAAAAAUGAGAGAGGAGGGCAACAACUUUGAAUCCAUUUUCCCUUUUCCUCUAUCUUGCUCUUCUCCCUUUUUUUCUGUUUUGCAAGCACAAGCAGUGGAGGUAUUCCCUGAGCAGCGCCUUGGAACAAACAAGGUGAAUGUGUAAGGAGAGCCAGGAUAAGGUGCUGCAGAAUCGAAGGAAGCCGCUAACCAAAUGCAGACAUCCUUCAUCAGUAAAUCACAGAAAGAGUUCCCCGGGGAGUGGAUUAAGCAAAUAAGGAAGCCUACCGUGUAGAUUUUUUUUCCUCACCAAAGGUUUGAAUUGAAAGAGAAAAGCAAUCAUUUAGCUGCUAUUUACAAUCGUUCGGUACACUCCCAUUUGACAAAAUAGGCAAUAUAAUGCCCGAGAGCAGUAGGUUAAAACGUUUUCAUAGCAAGCCACUGUAGUUUUUCGUAUACUUAUCCACUAGAAUGCUAUGUGGAAUUGAUUGAAAUAAAUGGUCAUAUUUUUGUUAGCUACUAGAAUGAUGUUGAUAUUUUGCCUCUAAAGCAUGCUGUGUGGAGCCUGUCUGUGUAUUAAUACAGCGGAAUGCCUGGUAGAAGACUGAGACAUAGCCACACAAUGCCUGUGCCUGAAAAGCUGUAGAAACAUUACCCUGCUGUAACUGUUCAAAGAGGACUGUCAGGAGGAGGAGAUGUGGGCUGCUGGGCUGGAUUUAAGAAAGAAAAUGCAGACAAACAGAUGCCUACGUCUCUCUCAGCAGGCGGAAAUAUGAGAGAGAUGGAGAGAAAUUGUCAGGAAGAGACUGGACUAUAUGGUACGCUGUUCUCAUGUUUCCAUCCAAACAAACACACACACAAAAAAAACACCUUCCAGUAAGUAGCUGCUACUCAUCCCAAUCCAUUCCAAACACGCACACCCACCCACCCACUUACACAUGCUGUUGUGUGUCUCCAUGUACACAGUAAACACUCAGACACGCCGGCUUUUUGCAUGUGCUUUUCUCCCGUCAUCCGCCUCCACACUGCCAUGGAAACGGAAUUCAGCAUUCAGAUGUCUUUAUUGUCUCGUGGUAUGUGCAUGUCAGUCAGCGAAGUUGUUUGAGGGGAGGGGGCAUCUUUUUCUCUCACACUACUUUCACUAAUCCCCUUUAUUAGCCCAUGACACGAAGCAGCACGCCUGGUCUGAGGUUUUGGAGAAUGCUCUUCUCUGUUUAUGCCAUGCAAGCAGACUCAUAGGGAUGAAUAGAUGUUUAACGGUGCAGUGGCGGGGAGGUAAAAACAGUGGAAAAGGAGAAUCUUCUUGAGUCAUGGUUGACUGGAUAGCUGUGUGGCAGGCAGCUAAAAAAGGUUUGACUCAUUCUCCAUAUGUGACUUGUUUUCCAAGUGCGUCAGCAGUGCGCAUAUGCUACCAGUCCGCACCUGCAGAAGGUCUCAGUGUCUUAAAUUGCAUCCACUUGACUGUGUCACCAUUCCUUUUUUUACCUACCCGUCACUCUCUUCUUUUUUUACUUAAUCUCCCCUGUCCUGUUUGUGUCACAUGUCACAUGGAUGUGGUUCCUGAUCGGAGAACGCUGAUGCAUGUUGAAAGCAUGUCCUGCCAACACACGCCAGGUGCACAUUAACAAAACUCCCUCCUACUCAUGUAUCAGGAGCGCAGCUAUGCUUUCACGGCUGUUUUGCAGAGUGUAUUGCCUCUUCUUUUCUGCGUUAAGGAUAUGGGAGGAGUAUUGUUUUUGUGCUUGAGACAGGCCUUGGCAGUGAUCUAUAGAACCGCACAUUCUCUCCUUCUCUCUCAUAAACAUGCAGCUUCCUGGGGGAGAGCAGAUGGCUAAGCCCAGCUCGCCACCUGCAGGCUGCUGCCGGCACACCACGGGCAUCUCUGUGGGCGCCGCUGCCGGCCCUGGCAGCCCUGCAGGGCCAUGUUUCCACCCCACCCAGACUGAGCCAUCUUGCCCAGCUCAGAUUUUAGCCGACAGCACUGGCCUCCUGACAAAAACUCACUGCCCAGGCACCAUAACCAAUGCAAUAAACAAAGUAAAGAAUGUGCCAUGUCAUCUACUAAUACUGACACGUUAUGUGUUUUGAGAAUGUGCCAAAUCGUCUCACGAUGACAGGUUUUAAUAAUAUCUGGAGUUCUUUGUGUUUAUUUUUUUAUUGCGUUGUUUGUACAUGAAUUAUACAUUAGCAAAUGUUUUAUGGAUUUGUGUUUUGUUCUGCCAGACUAAGUCUCAAGUCAGCUAGAUACUUGUGUACAGUCCAGUGCAGCUUUCGAGGGUUAUUUUAAAUCCUCUUUAUUCCUCAUUUCCCAAAGCACAGCAAGACUUCACUGUGUAUGAGAGUUUCAUAAGGAAGACAUGAGUGUGGUAUUUUGUAAAUGAAAAAUGUCUUUGUUUUUGGAAUUAUGGUCUAUUGUAAGUCUGUGACAACUGUACACAAGUGUCUAGGCUUUUAGGGGUUUGUUUUUACUGAGGUAUCAGGAUUCCUUCAGAUUGUUUCAAUAUAGGAUACAAUACCAUGGUCAUACCAUAUCUUCUUUAUAAGAAGACUACUCAGUGCACCUUUACUCGUGUUACUUUAUUUGACAGCAGGUUGGUUCAAAUGGCUGAGCAUUCCAAGCUCUCUAGACCAGUACAAAUACAUACUACAACUGUCACUCUGGAGAAAAAGGGAACGAUUUCUGUCUGAGGAUUCAGCAGGGAAUUAGGAGCUAGUGAUUUCUCUUUUUUGUGGCUGUGCAGCUUGAUCAUCAGCACGCGAUUUCAUUAGCUUAUAAAUGGCCAGAGUGCAAAGUGACUAGGUCUUAAAAGUCUAAAGAGUAACUACUCUUCUGCAUAUUACUGUACCAAGACAUUGAUUUAUCAUUUUGAUAACUGCAGCUUAUUUUUGUGGAUGCUUUAGCACUUCUUACUUUGCCAGAGCAUAUUUGUGAUGAACAGUUCACAAGUUCUGAUACAGUUGUCUCAAUGUGCUUGUGCAAGUAGUUCUAUUUUUUACCAAUAAAACUAUUUUGUGAAAGCAG
This is a messenger RNA of Amphiprion ocellaris (clown anemonefish), 4258 nucleotides long. RefSeq names its product claudin-20. The record is from RefSeq and is a predicted model, not a curated record. Bases 425 to 1153 code for a protein of 242 amino acids. Lineage: Eukaryota; Metazoa; Chordata; Actinopteri; Pomacentridae. Gene Ontology annotation, biological process: cell adhesion; bicellular tight junction assembly. Gene Ontology annotation, cellular component: plasma membrane; bicellular tight junction. Gene Ontology annotation, molecular function: structural molecule activity. The transcript is spliced from 2 exons.